UCGGCUACAUGUUUACGACAAGUUUCCAACAAAAAUGACAGAUAUAUACUCUGAAACCGAGGUUUACCACGUUUUAGAGAUCGUUGGAAAAGGAACAUUUGGUAAAGUUGCAAAAUGCUGGCGGGGGAGAGAUGGGGAAUUAGUUGCCUUGAAAAUGAUGGACACUGGCGACAACAAAAGUCGAGUAAUUAAGAAUGAAUUGAAACUGAUCGCAACCAUUUGCACAGUAAAUAUAGAGAAGAGUCAUAUUGUACAAUUCUACGAGGCCUUCUCUGGUCAAAAUUGCCAUUAUAUAGUAUUUGAACUGUUGGAGAAGAAUUUGUACCAGCUUCAACAAGAAAAUAAAUUUAGACCAAUGGCCAUUCGUGAUAUUCGGACCAUUACUUGUCAAGUGCUGAAAGCCCUUGCUAAACUAAAAGAGUUGGGGAUAAUACACGCUGAUCUAAAGCCCGAGAAUAUCAUGGUGGUGGACCAGAACCGUCAUCCUUUCCGUGUCAAGGUGAUCGACUUUGGAUCAGCAAGUCUUUUCCACGAAGUACGAUACGUAAGAGAGCCAUACAUCCAGUCAAGAUUCUACAGAUCACCAGAAAUACUUCUUGGACUUCCGUUCUGUGAGAAAGUGGAUAUGUGGUCCCUUGGCUGCAUCAUAUCUGAACUUUGUAUUGGCUGGCCCCUCUACCCUGGGGAAUCUGAAUAUGACCAAGUGCGUUACAUUUGUGAAACCCAGGGAAUUCCUGGCACCCAUCUUCUCAACGCUGCCAGCAAGGCCCACCUGUACUUCAAACUCUCAAAACCCUCUGGUCGUGGAGCACCUCAGUGGGAGCUUAAGCCCCCUUCUUCUGCUGCCAAAGCUGGACCUAAGAAGGCAGAACCCUCAGAUACAGAGGGUUCUACAGAACGGAGGAAGUUCAUCUUUAAGUCUUUGGAUGGCCUCAAGCAUGUAGUCGUAGAUGACCCUCGCACAGGCAAGAGAUUCCGCAAUGAAGAGGUUGCUGCAGAGAUAUGUGAUAAACAUGUGAUGGUGGAACUCGUGAAGCGAAUGCUGACCAUUGACUCCCACCAAAGGAUCAACCCUUGCUCAGCACUGCGCCAUCAGUUCAUCACCAUGCACCACCUGCGGCACGAGCAUCCACAUUACUACAAGACAUCUCACGAGUGUCUGCAGGUAGCAGUUCACCUGGCCAGAACAUCCGGAGGAGACAGUGCAAGGCCACGUCCACGUCCCCGUCCCCAGGCAGAGGCACAGCCCCACCCAUCUCACCGCCCUCAGCCUCAGCCUCAGCCCCAGCUCCAUCCGCGGCCUGCAUACCAGCUUCAACGUGGUGGCCCUGCAGUCAAACAGGGAGCCCUGUAUCAGAGUGGGAGCUGCCAGGCGGCCUUCACCAGAAAGACGCAUGCAGACACUGGUGCCAUGACCUCAUCUGGGGCACAGAGCCAGCACAACCUGGUGCACAGCCAAGUGCGCAAGACCACCCAGCAGCUGGACGACCUGUGCAUCGUGGAUGAGCAGGACAUGACCUACGAGACGGCCUCGGAGCCCUCAGAGGAGUCAGAUCAAGACAGCCACAGUGACAGUGGAGAGGAGGCCGAUGUGGACGAGGCCCAACACCCCAAACCGUCCAAGUCAAAUGACGGGGGAGCAGACGAGGAGAAGGGGGCGACGGGACCACGCAAGGACCUCUCAUUCAGCGAGUCCAUACUCUCGUACUUCACCAGCCUCUGCAGCAAGCAGUCCGCCACAGCCAAAGUCCCCGAGGCACAAACACGUGAUGCCACCAAUGCCAACACCUCAUCUGGGCCCUCUAUCAGAGCACCGGAUCAGGAAGCCACGCCUCACGGGUCUUUGUGGGAGGAGCUGGGAUUCUCCUGUCUGGACUCCAUGGAUGAGCUGGAGGAUGCGAAGCCGCCACAGGACUUCCUGGCCGAGACGCAGGACUUCUCAGGCGAUGACAUGAUGACUGAGGAGCUCGUCAAUCAGAUCCUCACUCAGAGCUCGGCGGAGGUGGAAGACGGCGACGAUGUGGCCAUGACCAUGAUGACCGUGCCCAACCAGGACCUGCUCAGUGCCCAGGGGGCUAACGCAGGAGCCAGGUAUCCACAGUAUAGUGACCAGCCAACUCAAGCAGGCGGGGAGUAUAUGCUUCAGUACAUCCCAUACGAUGCUGAGGCCCAGCUGUACCAGUGGUCGGACUCCAACACCUGGAUGGCUGAAGCCCAGGUGCCUCCAUUCCGUACCUUUGGCCAGCCUACCCGGACAGGAAACGGCACCCAAGACUUCCUGCGGUACUGAGGGUCACAGCGAUGGAGCCCAUUUACACAGGAAAUCAUGCUGAAGGCCAAAGACUAAAGACCAUAUCAAUGAAACUGGGAGAAGAACACUUCUACUACUACUACAACUAUGCUGAUCCACGUGGUCAUAAAUUCACCUGCACAUCCUCAAUGUUUUUAUACCAAAGAUCUGCCACGGUGCAGUUUUUAAAUCAUGGUAGAGAGUUUCUUUUUUUUAAUAACAGUGUUUUGGAUAUCAAAUUCCAAAAUGAAGAUAUGAUUUUACCUAAUAAACAUGAUGGAUUAAGAAAAGAGAAGACGGUAUAAAAGAACAUCACAAAAAACAAUAUGAAUAAAAAUACAUUUAUUUCAA
Molecule: messenger RNA, 2641 nt
Organism: Engraulis encrasicolus (European anchovy)
Lineage: Eukaryota; Metazoa; Chordata; Actinopteri; Clupeiformes; Engraulidae
Product: homeodomain-interacting protein kinase 4-like
Exons: 3
Coding region: 35-2290 (751 amino acids)
Biological process (GO): peptidyl-threonine phosphorylation; peptidyl-serine phosphorylation
Cellular component (GO): cytoplasm; nucleus
Molecular function (GO): ATP binding; protein serine/threonine kinase activity; protein tyrosine kinase activity
Source: RefSeq, a predicted model, not a curated record